Molecule: messenger RNA, 5990 nt
Organism: Grus americana (Whooping crane)
Lineage: Eukaryota; Metazoa; Chordata; Aves; Gruiformes; Gruidae
Gene: EDA2R
Product: ectodysplasin A2 receptor
Exons: 9
Coding region: 188-1687 (499 amino acids)
Biological process (GO): positive regulation of canonical NF-kappaB signal transduction; tumor necrosis factor-mediated signaling pathway; positive regulation of JNK cascade
Cellular component (GO): plasma membrane
Molecular function (GO): protein binding; tumor necrosis factor receptor activity
Source: RefSeq, a predicted model, not a curated record
CCGCGCCGUGCUGCCGGUCCUGCCUGCGCUGCCUGCCCCGCUCCGCGCCGUGCUGCCGGUCCUGCCUGCGCUGCCUGCCACGCCACGCUCCGCUCCGCGCUGCCUGCCCCGCCUGCCCCGGCCCGCACCGUCCUGCCGGCACCGGGACACAGGCUUCCAGCCCCUCUCCAGCCCCUCUCCAGCCCCGAUGGCCUGCCAAGAGAGCGAGUACCUGGAUGAGCACGGGAAAUGCACCCCCUGCAGAAACUGCAUGCCCGGGCAGGAGCUUUCCAAGGACUGUGGCGACGGCGGCGGGGGGGAUGCGCAGUGCGUUGCCUGCCCUCCCAGGAAGUUUAAGGACAACUGGGGGUAUCACGGCUGCAAGCCCUGCCUCUCCUGCGCCCUCAUCAACCGCAUCCAGAAGUCCAACUGCACAGCGACGACCAACGCAGUCUGCGGGGAGUGCCUGCCGGGGUUUUACCGCAAGGCGCGGAUCAGCGGGCAGCUGGACUGGGAGUGCAUCCCUUGCACCAAGCAGACGCCCUCCUCUGAGCCUCAGUGUCAGUCCAGAACAAACCUGGUGAAGGUAGCCAUCCCCACCGUACCGCCGCAGGACACAGCCCUUCUUGCACUGACCAGCAGUGCCCUGGUCAUCAUCGUACUGGUGCUUCUGGCACUCUCCAUCAUCUACUGCAAGCGGUUUUGGAAGAGCCAGUGCCAGCGAGUCUUCCUGAGGACUCAGAACUUCUCGGGCCAGCGAGCAAUGUUCCCAACCACAGCGGCGCCUGGCAGGUUCCUGUGUGAGGAGCAGAUGUCUGGUCCAUGCUGCCUGGGUGUGAAGAACCUGAGCCCCUGCUACAGGCAGGCAGAAGGCCCCGUGGAAGCAGUCCAGUUCAUUUCAGACGGGGAAGCCGUGGGUCUCCAGCUCCCCUCUCUCCAGCUGGAGCCGGACUUGUCGCCGGCCGUCGCGGUCGGCACUGCCUCCAAAGCCCAGCUGGGCAGGAGCCUCCUGGAAAGCCAGCCCCUCAUCCGGGCCUCGGGCCGCGGCGACUGCCUGGCCGGGGUCCGGCCACCCUCCGACCCCAGGCAGGGCCAGCCGGGCAUGGCGGAGGCGCUGGCCCCCUUCUCCUCCUGUGCCUCUGAGAUGCAGCACAAGUGGCCGCACGCCCCAGUGGAGUGCACCGAGCUGGACCUCCAGAAGUUCUCCAGCCAGGCAGAGUUUGUGGGUGGCGAGCGGCCAGAAGACACGGCGAGCCGGGCGGCACAGAGGAUCCCGGCAGAGAACGGCGGCACCGGGCAGGAGGGGGCCCAGCACCCGCCCUCCGCCUUCCCGAAUCCCACUGCUGAAAGCGGGGAGCAGCCGGUGGAUGAUGCCCAGAGCCUCGUGACUCAGAUCAGCAGCACGACGAAGGGUCUGCCGGUAGCAGGGCUGCCCCGUUCCUUGGUGCAGUCACUUGCCUUCUUGUUGGACCCUUCCUUGAACGGUGUGAAGAACUUCAGCCACGUGGCGCUGGAGCUGGGGGUCACACCCCAGUUGCUGGGACGGAUAUCUGGAUUUGAGCAGCUCGUCGCUCACUUCACCUACUCGGGAGACGCGGUCACCAUCCCAGUCCUGGCCCAAGCUCUGCAGCGGCUCCAGCGGUUCGACGCCUUGCUCCUGCUCUGCGACCACUUCGCGCUCAGCCAGGCUCAGGGCCGCCAGCGCUAGAGAGGACAGGGAAGGGGCGGAGGAAGCUCCAGGCACUGUGUGUACUGGUACGGGAGAGGAUCCGGUAGCCCUGUGGUCACAUAAUCUCUCUGAUGUGCACGUGGGGAGUACGUGGAGAUAGAUGGUCUUUGCAUCGCGGGACGGAAGGAUGCGAAGGGGAGCGUCCCUCCUCGGGGGAGUGCCGGGAGGCCGCAGCCGUGCCUCCUCCCAGCCUCCACACAGGAGGGUUUGCUCAGGCCCCUCCGGAGGCCGUUUUUCUCCGGCUGUUUUGACACCCUUGUCCAGCAGCGGAAUGCCAUCAGUCGCUGUGCCACCUGCGCCGCGGUGCUCGCUCUGCCGUGAGCUCUGUGCUGCGCCCGCUGCUGGCAUGGGGUCCCUCGGUCUCUGCGGGCAGCCACCCUCCUACGGGCCCAGCCAUCGCCUCCCUCCCAUUCCAGCGUUCCCAUCCUUCGUCUGUCCCGUGCUCUGCUUUCCCAGGUGCCGGUUGCCGCUUUUCCAGUUUACUUUUUGCUCGCUCCUCCCUCGGCAGAGGACCCAGCCCUGGCUGCUCUACCGGGCUCCGGCCUUCGCUCUCCCUGUGCCACCCUGGGGCCUUCCCCUCCGUGUCCUGUUUGCGCAGCGGUGCGGUCUCAGACCGACCCUGGGGUGGGUUGAUGUCCCUGUCGCAGCGCGGUGCUGUGCUGCUGGCCUGGGGACGGUGCUGGCUCGCUCCCUGGGCUCUUGCCGUGCGCCCGGACCCUGUGCACAUCUGCUGACCGCUGCCUGCCGGCGCCGAGGCUGUGCAACCCGUCCUGUGGUGACACAGGGCGGCAGAGAGGGCUGCUUCACCCCGGGGAGAGCUGGGGCCAUGCCAGCGCCGGGCGGCAGCUGCAGACCGUGACCGUGGCUGGGUCGCAGUCAGCGGUGACAUCGCUGUGCCAGUCACGGCAGAGCCGUUUUGUUUUAAAGUAAUAUUCUUUCCUCCCCCCCCCACAUAAAAAUGGCCUAACUUUCUCAUUUCUGGGAGUAGCUGCUAGGGAGGGGAGCACCCUCCUGCUUUUAAUUUCUUCUGGAGGAUUUGUCAGAGCUUGCAUAGUCCCGCCUGUGCCGGGCACCCCUGAUUUUGGGUGUUGUGCCCCGGGACUGGUGGCUGCAGACAUCCGGGCUGCUCUCCUGAAUCCGCCCCAGCGGCGUUACACGGGAUUUUGCUGGCGGUCGAACAGACGUGGCGGGAGGGACGUGGCGGGAGGCUGUGCCGGAGCCGAGCGCUGCCCAGGGAGCGCAGCUCCUGCCUGCCUCUCUGCAGUCUGGCGUGUCUGUCGGGGCGCGGCGGCGCGGGGGCGGCCAGGCAUGCGGGAGCUGCCCCGGCACGGCUGCCAGCCGGCGUGGGGCCAACGCGCGGUGCCGGCGCCCGGCCGCGGAUGCCGUUCCUGCUGAGGUCACGGGCAGAGCAGCCGGCAGCGGCGAGUGCCGGCGACCUACGGCUCCCUCCAACCAGCGGUUCAAGGCCGGGUGCCUUUAGGUGCCAUCCGAUAAGUGUCACCCCGGGUUGUCCCAGGACCCCCAGGCGACAGCGUGGGGGCCGAGCUGGCGGCACUCACCGGAUCUGGCGCUUUGCUGCUCGGUUCCUGACGGCCGCAGCUGGCGGCUGGCUCUGCCGAGCGCUUUCCCCGGGGUCCUCAGCUGUGCCAGCCACCAGCAAGCGGCACUGUUACCCUGCCGCCCACCCGGGCACCCGCCGGGCAUCCCCGGCGGCGCUCACAGGGUUUGCCUUUUAUCUGACCACUGUACUUGGAAAUAGCGUGCGACCUUCUGGGAAGGCAGCCCUUUCCUCAGAUCUGCCCGCACACCAGUAUUAAUAGCUGCUGUUCUUUUUUCUUUUCCCCAUUAAAUGCUGUUAAGACUUGAACGCGCUCAGGAUGUGGUCAGAUAACGGGAGGCAUGGGCAGUUUCAGCUGGAUGUGACACUUUCUCUCCCCCGCUGUUUGUUUCUUCCAAAGUCAAGGUCGUUUUAUUGCUCUUUGCUCCACAAGAACCAGAAAUAUUAGACCUUGUACCCAUUUUAGGCUGGGAUUAGUCAGGCUCUCAUUACAUGCUUGGUCUGUUACGGAGCAGUCAGGAAAAGUAUUGCUAAAGCAAAUGCAGCCUGUGGUCAGGGUUUUUUUCAUUUGAGGUUUAUCUGCGGCAGGGAGAGAGUGUUUGGAUUAAUCACAUAACAAAACCGAAUAAAUAUUUAAUCCCUCUGUGGACACACUUAGUCACUUCCAGCAGGAAUUAAGAGAAAUUCACCUACAGCUGUCUGAGUAAGAGCAUUCAUGCAGCUCAACUCACCAGCUCUGGCUUUGAAGUUGGAACCUGUCUGGGUGGCUUGUCCGGCGUGUCCCUGUGUCACCGGUGCCACCAGCGGGUUGUCCCUCGGGGCGCCCAGGCAGGACGGCAGAGCCAGCCGCCUCCUGUCCCACAGCAGCGGCGGGAGCAAGGCAGGGGCAGGAACGGCUGUUAAAUUAAAAACGGUGAACAGUGAGGACACUGUCACACGCAUGCUGCGUGGGUCCUCGCGUGUGUCCCGUGUGUGCUGAGCAGUUCUGCUGGUGUGCCCGUGGGUGGGCUCUGGACCCGUUGGACAGAUUAGUUUUUAUUAUUUUUCUUCUCCCUUCUUUAAAGAAAUCAACCCAUUCCCUUCAUAGCUUUUAAGGUAAACUAUUAUUUUUUCAGCUGUUUGAUGUCUGAGCAAUGUUAUUCAUGGUCAGAACUUAACCUCUGCCUCGAGGCUGAGGAGGUGCUGCGUAGGGCGGGUGCGUGCCGUGCCGUACGCGGUGCGUAGGGUGGUACGUGCCAUGCACAAUGCGUAGGGUGGGUUCGUGCCGUGCUGCAGCCCCCACCCCUCCGGGUGCUGCCCCUGGAGCCGCAGCCGUGCCGCUGGGCAAGCUGCCUGCGGCGCUGGGCUGGCAGGACCUGGCAGCACAAGGCAGGGGUGGGUUUAGCGAUGUUUAAGUGUGUUUUAACUGUUCUUGGUCCCACCCAGAGCCUCUUACACGGUCUCAGUGCGAGUCACCGUGUUUGGUGCUCCGGGGAGACUUGACCCCGCACAAGAGCGUUGCAGGACGGGGCUUUUCAGUGGUGGAGACCCCCAGGUCCCACCCAAGGGCUGCUCCCCACUCUCACCGGUGUCUGUGGCGGGCACCUUCCUUCCAGCUGCGGUGACAAAAUCACCUGUGUUUACACGGGCCAAAAUUUCUACAAGUGGCCUUUAACUCACCCCCCUUGGCUCCCCGUCAGCUGGAUUUCCACAAGCCCAGCUGAAACCCUCGUGAGACGGGGAACCACGAGAGCCUGAAAAACAGGGCAGAACGCUGCGAUUGGGAUGGCAGCAGUCCCUGGGCAGUGGAUUUCUUUAGCUGGGAACCAAUGGACUUGAUACUUGACUUCUGCUUUUUAAUAGUAUUUGCAGCACAAUACAUGGAAUGUAAGGGAAGAAGAUUCCCAUAGCACUGGAUCUCGCGUUGCAGCGUCAGGAAGCCGUUUGUGCCAAGCUGGCACGGCUCAAAAAGAGUUGAAAGAAAUCAAAUAAUUCAGCAUCUGUGCAAACUUUAGCUGGGGCUGAACAAUGGAAAUACUCUUGUGCAGCAGGAUUGGUUUUUUACAAGUGAUUGUUUUUGACACCACACUUGUCUGGAAGUCUGAUUUGCAGAGGAAUUUGUAUGAUAAGUUUAAGUCCAGCCCUGUUCUGGAAAGCUCUUAAGCAUAGACUUAAAAAUAGGCAUGUACUUAAAUCCUAUUAAAAUGUUCAUUAAAAUGCACAAUUAGUACAUCCUUGGGUGCUUUUCUUAAACAGGGUGCUUAUAAGGGUUGUACCUUCAAUAUGCUCUUACAGAAGCAGGCGAUACUGAAGAAAACUUGGUUUUAAUGAUCUGGGCACACUUCUCGGAAAAGUCUGCAAGUGUUAGGGGGAAAAGCCCUAUGUGUUUUGGAUUACUUAAUAAUGCAGACUCUGGUGCUUUUUAAAAAAAAAAAAAAAACAAACCAACCAUUUCUGUAGCCGUGGUUUACCUAGGGGAAUACAUGGUAUUUUUUAUGGUGGAUGUUAUUUUUUCUUUAAGGUUACAAAUAGGUUAUUUAUAUUUUUGUAAAUUCUGUGUCAUUACCAUUGUAAUUCUGAAGUAGAGUCGUUCCUGUUGUUUUUUGGGUGAUGUCUGUAUUCACAUAAAGCAGCAGCUGAAGCUCCUGCCCUUUACACAAGGGGUGUGCGUGUGCCCCACAUUCCUCCCAGACGGGGUGCUCUCAAAUGCUGUGUAUUUGUAGUUAAAUAAAUUUCAGAGCUGGA